AUGCUACCCUCUCUCCUCCAAGUCUGAUAGUCAUAGGGGACGAUGGCGGAGGCAUUCGACAUACCGCCAUGCUGAAUACUGCUCACUUGCGGAUACAUUUCUCCGCCAGAAUAACCGCAUUCCGAACCCCAAAACUUGUCAGUCCUGCGCUACCCAGCAAAGUAGCUGCUAGGUGCUCUCACCAUGCGGCUCACUAUGACGGACCAAGUCCCACGAUAGCCGUCAUCGGCUCUGGGCCAGCUGGCUUCUAUACUGCACAAAAGGUGAUGCGCGAGAUCAAGGGCACCAAGGUCGACAUGUACGAACAAUUGCCCGUCCCAUUUGGUCUUGUGAGAUUCGGGGUAGCACCAGACCAUCCGGAGGUCAAGAACUGUCAAGACACCUUCGGAGACGUCGCAGCCUCCCCAGAGUACACCUUCAUCGGAAAUGUGAAUCUCGGGCACGACUUGCCUUUACCCUUACUAGCAAAACACUAUGACGCCAUUGUCUUUGCCUAUGGAGCAUCGAAAGACCGUAAGCUGGGUCUAGAAGGAGAGGACAAACCACACAUUUACUCUGCCCGAGCGUUUGUUGGCUGGUACAAUGGACUUCCGGAAUACCGCAACCUGAACCCCGAUCUGACUGCGGGAGAGACAGCAGUUGUGGUAGGACAAGGCAACGUCGCGUUGGACGUGGCUAGAACGUUGCUGAGCAAGCUGGAACAUCUCAACAAGACGGACAUAACAGAAUAUGCAAUUCAAGCCCUGUCGCGAAGCACCAUCAAACAUGUCCAUGUGGUCGGUCGACGAGGUCCCAUGCAAGCAGCGUUCACGAUCAAAGAGCUCAGAGAGCUGCUACAGCUGGAUGACGUGAACUUCAAACCCGUCCCUGACGAGCUGUUUCCCAAGGAUUUAAAGAGUCUGCCGCGACCUAGAAGACGAUUGAUGGAACUUCUGAAGAAGGGUAGCCCUACAAAGGAGAACGCAUCUAAGUCUUGGUCACUGGAUUUCCUGCUCUCCCCACAGUCGUUGACCUGGUCUUCUUCAGAAUCUGACAAACUCGAAGGGGUGAUGUUCUCGAAAACUCGACUUGAACAACCAGACUCGCCGGAAUCCAAGGUCACAAAUACGGAUGAGAGACAGUUGAUUUCCACAUCGACCUUGUUUCGUUCUAUUGGAUAUAAAUCAGAAGCCAUACCGGGCAUGCAAGAACUCGGAGCUGAUUUUGACGAGCGGAACGGAACAAUUCGACACGACGGGAUUGGCAGAGUGGUGUCUCUGGACACCCGUAAGGGCGACAAAGCCAGUCUGUACUGUUCAGGCUGGGUGAAGCGAGGUCCGACCGGUGUGAUAGCCAGUACCAUGACCGAUGCUUUCCAAACCGCAGAAGCCAUUGUCGAGGACUGGAAGAAGACAUUCGAUUCACCGCGGCCCAGUCGAGGUGGAUGGAAGGGUGUACAAGCUGAUGCUCAAGCGCUCAAACUUCCAUUACGACCUGUGCACUGGUCGAAUUGGCAGAACAUCGAUCAGGUCGAGAAAGCUGUCGGUGCUGAACGCGGAAAGCCAAGAGAGAAGUUUGGCGACGUGGAUGAGAUGCUCAAGGCGUCUGGUGUAUCUGACUGAGAAAACCAUGUCUUAGACAUACUAUCUACAAGGCUAGAAACAUUUCGUGUACUAAAAAUCCACUCAAAACGGUCAUAUGAUGACUUAUUACCUUAU
Messenger RNA from Exophiala viscosa, 1697 nucleotides. RefSeq names its product ferredoxin-NADP+ reductase. The record is from RefSeq and is a predicted model, not a curated record. The transcript is spliced from 2 exons. NCBI's taxonomy places the organism in Eukaryota, Fungi, Ascomycota, Eurotiomycetes, Chaetothyriales, Herpotrichiellaceae. Gene Ontology annotation, cellular component: mitochondrion. Gene Ontology annotation, biological process: ubiquinone biosynthetic process. Bases 69 to 1601 code for a protein of 510 amino acids.